UGUAGUCGUAAAAACCGCCAUAAAACAAAUUAAAUUCGAUCUUUAUUACAUUUUCAUUAAUGAUUUGUAUUUAUUGAAAAUUAUUUUUCGGAUUACGCGUUGCAUUAUGAAGGUUCUUUGUAUUGUUGCAGUAGUAUCAGCAAUAGUGCUAACCGAAGCAGGUCGUCUGAGGCAGAAUUCGCCAAAAUUGAUGGUAUAUGAAAUCAGAGAGCGCGAAGAUGGUAGCGGCCCUGAUGUCCAGAUGCUCAAAGUCCCUGGCGACGUUCUCUACAAGACCAUAAGCAGUCUCCAAGAACCGGCUGAAGAAGAAGAAGAUACUGGGCUUGAUGUCCAUAAACUGCUAUUAACGCUACUGAAUAAACCAAAAGUGAACAAAAAGAGGGAAAAACAAAGGAGUACGUUGCAAGCGCUGAAGAACUUAGUUAAGAAACUCGAGAAAGAAUACGAGCUCGGCGACGUCAUUCAGACGAAUGAUAAAAAUAGUAAUGAUGAUGACGAAAAUUCCAAUUAUUUCCAAUUGCCUCAAGGACUACAGAAAGUGCAAGCAAAACCCGAAAAACAGAAUAAUCCCUUAGUGUCGCUUCCUCUGCAAAUUGCACUACGAUCGAGAGUUGAAGAUGAAGACCGCGACGAUGACGAUAUGAGCUCUGGAGAUGAUAGAACUAUGCCGCCGCGUGUCAGCGCUCCAGGAAGAUACGCGAUAGAUUAUGAAUAAUCAUUUCUAUUACAUAAAUAAAAUCAACGUCUAUUGGAAAUGUCAACAUAGUUCUAGUAUUUAUGUUACAACUUUUUAAGCCUUUUAUUAACUUAAUAUGGUGCAAUUUCAAACAACAUAUUGGAAAUAAUAUUUAGACCUACCGAUACUUCGAAGAAAGGUAACAAAACGUGAAAAUGGACAACCUCGGUAGUCAAAGUCAAAUAAUCAUUUAUUCCUUAGGUAACAUUUUUGCACUUGAAAACGUCAUUUUUAAGCUACUGCUCGUUCACUACG
Hyposmocoma kahamanoa is the source of this 991-nucleotide messenger RNA. RefSeq lists its product as uncharacterized. The record is from RefSeq and is a predicted model, not a curated record. Bases 107 to 715 code for a protein of 202 amino acids. NCBI's taxonomy places the organism in Eukaryota, Metazoa, Arthropoda, Insecta, Lepidoptera, Cosmopterigidae. The transcript has 4 exons.